AUGGAAGAUAUAGACGAAUGUAAGUCUGGUGAGCAUAGCUGCUCCCACAAAUGCGUCAACACGGAAGGCAGUUUUUCAUGUACCUGCAGUGAUGGAUUUUCUCUUGGUGCGGAUGGAAAAUCCUGUGAAUUUUGUUUGUCAUGCUCCAAAGAAUAUAAAUUGUUGGAUAAAAAAAUCCAAAAACUUUCUUCUGAAGUGGAGAAUCUUCAACAAGAAAAUAAAGCGUUGAAAAGUGACUUGAAAGCAAUUCUUCACAAUGCUACAAAAGUGGACUUAGAUCCCAUCGGAUUAAAGGAAUUCUUAACACCAGAAACAUCUUCAACGAAACCGACAACGAAAGAAGCCGCUGCAACAGUGGUGAUCACAACCGGCAAACUGCCGCCUGUCGCAACUACCACAAUGCAACCAACAAGUUCUCCACACGAGUCCGAGGUCUCCUUUAUAUUUUCUAACCUCAAAGACAUGAAGACGGAGAUGGAGACCAGGUUUUACUCGAUGAGUGCUCAGCUUUCUGUGCUUGAAGAAAGACUAUCAGACUGUAUUUGUACCGGAAGGAGAAAAAGGCACAAUUCAAAGAGGAAAUUUUGGAGGAGUCACAAAAAUCAGAAUAAAACACCAACCAAUUGAUACGGAAAAACAACUUAGUCAAACAAGAUGUCAGAAAUGAAAAAAAUAAGUUUAUUAUAAAGUAGAUUUAUACAUGAAGAGAAGUGUUUAGUAUUGAACAAAUAUAUAAUUCAUUUUGAUUGUUUUUUAUUAAUUAAUUAAGAAAUUGAUCAAUUUUGACCAAGAUUCUUAACUUUGCUUUAAUCACUUGUUUUUCCGUCACUUGUCUCUGUAUAAUCUCUCUAUUGUCAUCAAAAAUAUAGUAUUACAAGAAAAAAGUAUAUAUUGUGGCAAGGAAGGAUAAGCAUAAUUGAAAAUGUAAUGUUGCCACUGGGUCUUGAAACCUCUGUUAAACCCUGAAACUGAAGUUUUAUAAUGUUUCUUUUCUCCUACCUCAAAAAAUUUAAGUACGACGCAUCUUAGUUUAAUACCAUGACAACUCUGAUUUUUUUAUUCCCGUGUUUGCUUUAUCGAAAACCUGCCCACAGUGCUAUUUUUCAGCAUAAAGCCAAGUAUUUGAUUUCCAUCUUGCGUUGAACGCUAUUGUUAAUGGAAAAAUAGUUUGAAUAAUUCAUGUGUAUUUGUGCACAGGCAAGUCUCUUG
Molecule: messenger RNA, 1209 nt
Organism: Lingula anatina
Lineage: Eukaryota; Metazoa; Brachiopoda; Lingulata; Lingulida; Lingulidae
Molecular function (GO): calcium ion binding; protein binding
Source: RefSeq, a predicted model, not a curated record